Molecule: messenger RNA, 1320 nt
Organism: Ambispora leptoticha
Lineage: Eukaryota; Fungi; Glomeromycota; Glomeromycetes; Archaeosporales; Ambisporaceae
Source: the annotation of a GenBank genome assembly
AUGAGCCAGUAUUUGUCUAUUGGAUAUUAUCAAUGGGAAGGAAGAUAUGGGCAUUUUAAAAACAAUCCAAUCUUCCAAAAAGAAAUGCUUAAUAAGAUUCUUAAUACUAAAGCAGAUGCUAAAAGAGGAUAUUUUCUAAAGAUUAAUACAUGUUUUCUUUUAAAAACUCAUGAAUAUUUGAGUGAUUUACCCCCAGCUGUAGAGAAUAUGGCUGUAGGUAUGAUAGUAGAUGAGGUAAUAGAAAUCUUAUCAUUUGAUCAAACUAACUGGCUCGCACCCUAUAUAGCUUUUAAUACAGAAAAGCAUCAAGGGGCUAAGAAUGCUUUUGAGAAAGAUUUCUUUAAGCUUAUGAACAAUUCAGUUUAUGGCAAGACUAUGGAAAAUGUUCGUAAGUAUCAAGAUGUCAAGCUCAUGGCUAUGAACAAUGAGCAAGAUGAAAAGAAGUUUAUUAAUAAAAUCCGUAAACCCUCUUUUAAAUAUGCUAGACAACUUGGACCUUCACUUAUAGGAGCACAUAUGGGAAAAGCUAGUAUGACUCUUAAUAAACCUAUUAUUGUUGGAGCAUCAGUUCUAGGUCUUAGCAAGCUCUUAAUGUAUCGUUUCUGGUAUGGUUAUGUAAAAGAGAGAUAUGGUAAUAAAGCCCAGCUUGGAUAUAUGGACACAGACUCAUUCAUAUUCCAAGUUGAAACUGAAGAUAUCUAUAAAGAUAUGUCAGAGCGACCUGACCUUUUCGAUCUUAAUGAUUCUAAAACUAUAGGUCUUUUUAAAGAUGAGACUCCUGGCAAUGUGAUUACAGAAUCUUAUCAUAUUCGAGCUAAGUCAUACUACUAUGUCUUAGCAGACAAGACCACAAAGUUUAAACAUAAGGGGGUUAGCAAAAAGGAUAUAAAUGAAAUGGCUACGAACUUAUAUAUGCCAACUUUAGAAGGGUCCUUGCUAGAUGAUCCAAUAGAUAUAUCAUUAUUAUUAGAGGAAGAAGUCAAGGAUUUGGCUAUGCGAACUGAGGCUGAUCCUAUGACUCUAGUUUAUCGAGACUGUCUCUUUGUUAAUGAAGUAUUCCACGCUAAAAAUGUAGAUAUUCGAUCAAAAGACCAUAUAUUAUCUUUGGUUAAAUCAGAAAAGAAGGCUCUUUGCCCUAUAGAUACUAAGCGUUGGAUAUUAUCUGAUAAAAUAACUAGUUUGCCAUAUGGUCAUUGGCAUAUACAAGCAUAUAAAAAUUUUGUAUCAAAUAGAAUAUCUCUAGAGUUAGCUGAACAAAGAGCUUUAAGCGUUAAGCUCUCAAAGAAGUAUCAAAAUGAAUAUGUAUCCCAUAUAUCAUAA